AUGUAUCUAAUGUUUUUAUUCUGUAUUGUACUGCUGUACAAUUCUGUAAAAGCGGACAACAUAUCGUCUCGCAUCUUCGAUGGACUGGACGCAUCGAUAGAGGACUUUCCAUUCAUAAUAUCGUUGAGAAGAAACAACAGCCACAGUUGUGGUGGAAGCAUUCUCACGAAUAACUGGAUGAUGACGGCUGGCCAUUGUUUCAAGAAGUUAACCGCUGGCGUUGAUAUCCUCUCUGUUCAGGUUGGGAGGACAGAAAUAUCCAAAAGUGUGGACUCUUCGGUCUACGCAGUUGAUCGGUUCGUUGUGCAUCCGGAGUACUCGCAAAGUAAAGUCAACAACGAUAUUGCUCUGAUCAAGUUGAAGAGUCCGCUGACGUUCUCGAAGCUGGUACAGCCAGUCACACUGCCUCCGGUAUGCUAUGAAGUUAAAAAUCCAAAGCAGGAAGUGACGGUGAUCGGUUGGGGAGUAACCAACGAAGGUCAUCUGUCUAAAACUCUACAACAGCUGAACUACCACAUCGUUCCGCAUCGUAAAUGCAAUCGACAGUACAAGAAUCGGAUUUUAUCGACGCAAAUCUGUACCGCUUCUCCCGGACCGUUCAAAGGAGACUCCGGUGGCCCCCUGAUGCACCAAGGAUUACAAGUGGGCAUUGUUUCGUGGGGUCGCGAUCCGCUGCCAGGAGUUUUCACCAAGGUGUCACAUUUUAUCAGAUUUAUCUACAUGUACACCGAUCUCGCACUCGAUAAAGUUCGGUUUUUGCCGUGUUCUUCGAAGACUAGAGUAAAUAGAUAG
Molecule: messenger RNA, 792 nt
Organism: Sabethes cyaneus
Lineage: Eukaryota; Metazoa; Arthropoda; Insecta; Diptera; Culicidae
Product: chymotrypsin-1-like
Exons: 3
Coding region: 1-792 (263 amino acids)
Biological process (GO): proteolysis
Molecular function (GO): serine-type endopeptidase activity
Source: RefSeq, a predicted model, not a curated record